CGGUAGGCCAUAUCGACGACGAGAAUCGCGAACUGGUUCGUUCGUGUGCACCAGAACGCAAAGUACAACAAGAUUUUUCGUUCCGUGUGACGUGAAAAGUGCACAUAAUAAUUGUUCAAAUUAGUUUAAGCCUACUUAACUAGACAAACCAAUAGCCAUGUCGUUUGCGGAAAAGAUAACGGGCCUGCUGGCACGGCCGAAUCAACAAGAUCCAAUUGGACCGGAGCAGCCCUGGUAUCUCAAAUAUGGCAGUCGACUGCUGGGCAUUGUGGCCGCCUUCUUUGCCAUACUCUUCGGCCUGUGGAAUGUGUUCUCCAUUCUCACACUCAGCGUUUCCUGCUUGGUGGCGGGCAUCAUACAAAUGGUGGCAGGAUUUGUGGUAAUGCUUCUUGAGGCGCCCUGCUGCUUCGUCUGCUUUGAGCAGGUGAACAUGAUCGCCGACAAGGUGGACUCCAAGCCCUUGUAUUUCCGGGCUGGACUCUAUAUUGCCAUGGCCAUUCCGCCCAUUAUCUUGUGCUUUGGACUGGCCAGCUUAUUUGGCAGUGGCCUGAUCAUGGGCACUGGCGUUGUCUACGGAAUGAUGGCGUUAGGCAAGAAAGCUUCUCGGGAGGACAUGGCCGUCGCUGCCACAUCGCCCACACAGAUGGCCGGCAGUCAGGCGGGCGGGCAGAUGCAGAUGGGCGGCGAUCAGCAUAUCACACUCAUGGAAGAUCCCGACGUCUGGCGCCCCACAUAAAUUUCUAGACGCGCGAUUAGUAACUGCCAAAAAAACCACAACUCUUACACACUCAGAUACAGCUAAAGAUAAAGAUACAGAUACUCAGAUACACCCACACACAACACAGUCCACUAGAAAUGCAAAAGAUGCAAGAAUUGAUCGAGUAACAAAUAUUUUACGGCGCCUAGUUUUUAGUGUUCGUUCCAAGGAAUAAUGUAACUAGGAGAAAAAUAAAAUCAAUACUAAAAAGCGUUGUAGGGCAUCAGAGAACUAGAAAACAGAACACCCCACCAAUUACAAAAAGAAAUUGAACGAAAUUCUCAUUAUUGUUGAAGUCGAGAGUGUUAGUAAUCAAAUCGUUUUUUGGGCAAAUGCAUUUUCGUCAUUCGUCCUUUUUGCAUGUCCUUCGUAUUCGUAUUCAAAUUUUUUUUUAUUCUUUCGUCGAGCGGUUGGUGUUGUUGAAAACUAAAGUUAAAUAUAUGCAUAGAGAAACUACUGAUAACAAUAACGUAACGUAACGUAAUACACAUGUGUCGAACUGCAGCAAGCAUAUAUUUUUAGUGAGAAACUAUAUUUGAAAGCUAACCGAAGGCAGGAUAAACCUAUAAGUAAACCACAGCUUCCACACACUCUCUCACACAGCUAAAGCUAAUAAAACGCCACUGAUGAUAUGAAAAAGUGAAAGUCGAGAACAUAGAGCAAUAUGUACAACUCAGAAAGUAUUAACUUUAUAUGCUUUGCUUUAAUGUAAACCAUACAAUUAAAUGUUAAAAGUUGUUUGAGAAUCGAUUUGCUCGCAAGAUAGUCACAUAUUGAAAUUGAACAUAAUCAGCAAAUAUAUACAAUUAUAUAUAUAUAUACAACAAGUUGAGGAUUUACCAGUUCUAUUUUUUAAAUGUUGUAAUCCAAAAGCGUGUCCAUUUCAAUUUGAAGCAUUCUUAGAAAUGAUUAAUUUUAGACAAUCAUUUAUUUAGGUUUUCUCUUUCGGAUUUCGUAUGAUUUCUCGUUUUCUAGAAAUAUGUGCAUUUUUUGGUAUACCUAAGUUAUUUAUAAGUAUUUAUUCCAACCUUUUUAACUUGGAAAGUCUGAGAAAAAUCGGUUUAAAUUAUUUAUAUUGUUGCCUUAUGGCUUGCUUCCCGCAAAAAAAGUAUUCCAAAAUUUGUUUAUUUAAAUAUAAGUUAUUUUAUUUUUUAUUUACCUUUUCUAUGUUAAACAUUAUUAAAAAAAAAAUACUCGCAAGCAACUGAGAAUCUCACCUGAUAAUAAUAAAUUUGUUAAAAUUUGUUAGUCAAUGAACGUAACGCUAAAAAUGAAAUCAUGUAAAAUAUUUCGUUAGCAAUUAAAAGCGCAUGAAUCAAGUAUCAAAGACUUUGAACAUGCCACAUGAAAACUGUCCAGAAACCUGCCGUUAAAGCCAAUUACAACCAAAGGCGGCCAACAGCGAUAAACAACAUAUGAUUUAUGCUAAUAACUUUGCUGCGUCCAAGAGAUCACUAAAG
Messenger RNA from Drosophila gunungcola (fruit fly), 2217 nucleotides. It is a transcript of the gene fwe, whose product is annotated as calcium channel flower. The record is from RefSeq and is a predicted model, not a curated record. Lineage: Eukaryota; Metazoa; Arthropoda; Insecta; Diptera; Drosophilidae. Gene Ontology annotation, cellular component: membrane. Gene Ontology annotation, biological process: vesicle-mediated transport. The transcript is spliced from 5 exons. The coding region runs from base 158 to 736 and encodes 192 amino acids.